This is a messenger RNA of Tetrahymena thermophila SB210, 740 nucleotides long. Its product is annotated as HCaRG protein. The record is from RefSeq and is a predicted model, not a curated record. Lineage: Eukaryota; Ciliophora; Oligohymenophorea; Hymenostomatida; Tetrahymenidae. The transcript has 4 exons.
GCUUUAUAAUUAAUUAAAUAGUUUUUGAUAUUAAAGUAAGGUGUAAAGAUUUUAAGCAUGAAUAUUAUUAAACCAACCAUUUUCACUUUAUUUGAAAGUGAUGAUAAGUUUUAGCAAUUUGUUUAAGAUAUCAUAAGUGAGUUUGUAAUGGAUAAGAAAAAACCAUUAGUUCUUAAGUAUGAAGAAAUACAAAAUUAUUCUCAAGUGCUAGAAACACACAAGUUUUUAUAAGAUUUAGGAAAUGUUAUUAUAGAUAAUACAAUUAAUUCAGCUAAAAAUCUUAAAAAGUUGAUUUUAAAAUGCGAUUUAGGAAUUACUGAAUAAAGAGUGAACAUUUUAGCAGAAAUAUUAUAUUAUAAUAUAUAAUCAAUUCAAAAGUAGUCAAUAUAAAGAUAAAUAGCCUUAAACUAGCUUGUGUUAGUUGAUUUUAAUUGGAAUAUAAAUGUAAGCAUUGCAGCAGAUAACCUAUCAAGAACUUAAAUUCCUUUACUAGUACUCCAACUCAUUCUAAAGAGAUAUGGUAGUGAAAAGGAAUAAAGAGUUAAUCUAGAGUUCUCUAAAGAAGAAUUAGAGGCAUUUUUGAAAAAAUUAAAUAAACUAAAAAAUGAUAUAUUUAAUUUAGAUAUUUAGCAAUGAGAAUUAGAUUUAUUUUUAUUCUUUGUAAAAAUUAUAUUUGCAUUAAAAAAGUAUUCAGUUUUUUAGAAAACUUUUAAAUUAUAAAUUCAGAAAAAAAUAUUUGU